Messenger RNA from Panicum virgatum (switchgrass), 1245 nucleotides. Its product is annotated as PLASMODESMATA CALLOSE-BINDING PROTEIN 3-like. The record is from RefSeq and is a predicted model, not a curated record. Lineage: Eukaryota; Viridiplantae; Streptophyta; Magnoliopsida; Poales; Poaceae. The transcript is spliced from 3 exons. The coding region runs from base 138 to 824 and encodes 228 amino acids.
AGAGCUUGACGACGCUGCACACCACUCCCCACCCCGAGCUGUCCCCCCCCCCCCCCCCCCAUUCCUUCCGCACCAGCUGCUCGCUCGCUCUAGAGUUCCCUCGCGGUCCGGUCCAGAGAGAUCGAGCUCCUGCAGCCAUGGCGGCUCCCCUGCUUCUCCUGCUGCUACUGGCCAUGUUCGCAGGCUCAGAUGCGGCGUUCUGCGUGUGCAAGCCGGGCACCCCCGACGCGAUGCUGCAGAAGGCGAUCGACUACGCCUGCAGCAAGGGCGCCGACUGCGCCCAGACCACGCAGGGCGGGCCGUGCUACGGCAACGGCAACAAGGUGGCCGUCUGCUCCUACAUCUGCAACAGCUACUUCCAGAGCAGGAGCUCCAUGGGCGCCACCUGCGACUUCGGCGGCGUCGCCACCCUCACCGGCACCGACCCCAGCACCGGCACCUGCAAGUUCGCCUCCGGCCCCAGCAGCGUUGGCACCGGCGGCGGCGGCAUGGGCACCGGCGGGGCAGGCGCCGGCACCGGCACCGGCGGCGGCAUGGGCGCCGGCGCGGGCACAGGAGGAGCAGGCACCGGCGCUGGCACUGGAGCGGGCACUGGUGGCAUGGGCGCGGGGACCGGGGCUGGCGCUGGCAUCGGCACUGGAGCAGGCACGGGCACGGGGAUCACGACCCCCGGGAGCAGCGCCCUGAGCCCACCGUUCGGCGGCACGGGCGCGUACGGCCCGGUAGGCCCCGACUACAACGGCGCCGCCGCCCCGAUCGUGGCCGGGCGCCACGUCGCCGCCGCGCUUCUCCUUGCCGCCGCGGCGCCCCUCCUUUUCCGCUGAGCCGCCGGCGCGCGCUGCCAUCCCUUGAAGAGGCAGCAGCGGGUUCCGCGGGCACGCCUGCCGGCGCCGCUUUGGCCGCUGCCGCGCGCGCCUUUCCGGGCCUGCUGGGUUUUGAUCGACCACAAGCCAUCGGUGUGGUAGCCGGAUUGUAGCCACUGGCACGGGCUGCUACCACCAUCCCAACUGACCUCGUGCUGGUGGCCGCCAUGUGGUGCUCUGUACUGGUAGAGAUCUAGGGGAUUCUUUUGUAGUUCCGGACAUACGUGUCGCCGUGUUCGCCCGUCCCUUCUUUUUUUUUCCUUUUUCUGGUUUGUUGCUAUGCCCUGUUAUGUCAUGCUAGGCUGUGUUACUGUACUAUGCUAGUUGUUCGUGGCGGCGGCCACUUUCCAUGCUUGGGGUCUUCACUGGAACACUCUGCAAA